UAGUCAUCCAAAUGUAAGAGGACUCCGCUUCCUGGUGUGGACUCAUAAUAAUAGACCGAUGAGAUACAGAGAAGUCAGAGCUGCUGCUGCUGUCGCUUUGAUACCAACCUGUGAUUCAUGAUUGAGCGGAUAUCAUAAGAGACAUCGCAUCUUGUCGUAGGAAUGUCAGCCGUAAACAAAUCUGCAGAAGAUGGCGGCGUGUUCUCGUCAAAGGUCAUCAAUAUCGUGUUUAUCAUCCUGCUGCUGGACCUGCUGGGAUUUACGCUGAUUCUGCCUCUCCUGCCUUCAAUUUUGGACCACUAUGCACAAACAGGGGAUGGAGUGUAUCAGUCUCUGCAGAGCGUCGUGGACUGGUUCAGGGAGGCUGUCGGCAUCCCCAUGGAGAAGAAGUACAACAGCGUCCUGUUCGGAGGUCUGAUCGGGUCCCUGUUUUCUCUGCUGCAGUUCCUGUCUUCCCCUAUAACCGGGGCCCUGUCAGACCACUACGGCAGACGACCCCUACUCCUUCUUACCACAUUAGGGCUGAUGUCCUCCUAUGCCGUCUGGGCCGUUUCCCGGAGUUUCAGCAUGUUCCUUUUGUUUCGAGUAAUUGGGGGCAUUUGUAAGGGCAACGUCAGCCUCUGCACUGCCAUCAUGGCCGACCUGCCUUGCCCAAAAGCACGGAACCGAGGAAUGGCCAUGAUCGGCAUCGCCUUCUCUAUGGGCUUCACUAUCGGACCUCUGAUGGGCGCCUACUUUGCCGUCAGCUCCAAAACGACAGGAAACGUCUUCUACCAAACUCCAGCUCUGCUUGCCUUGGCGUUCAGUGUCGCUGAUCUGCUCUUUAUUUGGCUCAUGCUGCCAGAAACACUCUCAAAGGACGUAAAGGCCUCGUCUUCAGGGUUCGGAGACUCCAGGGACCUCCUGAACCCGUUAGCUUUGUUCCAUUUUUCAGCUGUCACCAGAACAGAAGAUCCACCUUCCAAAGAAAGAAUGCAAAAGCUUCAGGUGUUGGGUCUGGUGUAUUUCUGCUACCUCUUCCUGUUCUCCGGUCUGGAGUUCACGCUGAGUUUUCUGACUCAUCAGCGGUUCCACUUUACAAGUAUGCAGCAGGGAAAGAUGUUCUUCUUCAUUGGUGUCAUCAUGGCUUUGAUUCAAGGAGGAUAUGCUCGCAGAAUCAAACCCGGGCAGCACAUCAAAGCUGUUCGUAUGGCGAUCAUAGCUCUGAUCCCAGCGUUUAUUCUCAUUGGGCUAUCGUGGAAUAUAAUGAUGCUCUACACUGGCCUGGCACUUUACUCUUUUGCGGCUGCAUUAGUCGUCCCAUGCCUGUCGACGCUCGUCUCUGACCACGGCUCAGCCAAUCAGAAAGGCACAGUGAUGGGGAUCCUGCGUAGUUUGGGCGCACUGGCCAGAGCACUGGGUCCAGUUGUGUCUUCCUCUGUUUACUGGAUAGCUGGAGCACAGACCUGUUUCCUCCUCACGUCAGCCUCUUUCAUCGUACCUCUGGCUUUACUGAGCACAGCUAGAAGACUGAAGGAGGAGUGAGCGACACGAAGACAAGAGAGGCUUCAAAGAGCUCUGUUAACGCUUUUUACUCCACAAGAGAGACUGAUUGCAGAGACGAUCUGAUGUUUUUUUACUGAUACGUUGAAUGUUAUGAUGUUUACAGCUGCUGGGAGAACAAGCACUGAAUUAUGACUUUAUCACAAACAGAAAUAAUGAAAAGAUGUGUGUUUUUUUACGCUGUUUACUGAGGAUCAUCUCAUGAAACAAGAUAACGCAGGAAAAGAUCUACGUGCCAAAAGAUGGAGAUUUGUAGGAGGCAUGUCUUUCAUGUGCACAUUUAGACCCGUGAACACUAUGGUACGCAUGGGUUAGGGUGAAUUACAAAUAACAUUCCUUUGAAAUAUACAACAUUCAGCUUGUGAAAUAUAAUAAUUACUUUGUACCGCAGUAUUUUAUCAAUCACCGAUUUUAUAUUUUAGCAAAGUAGUUUUAUUUAGCUCUUUUUUCAAAAAUGUUUUUCUAUUUUCUUGUCAUUCAAAUG
This is a messenger RNA of Scomber scombrus (Atlantic mackerel), 2026 nucleotides long. RefSeq names its product major facilitator superfamily domain containing 10 (gene slc75a1). NCBI's taxonomy places the organism in Eukaryota, Metazoa, Chordata, Actinopteri, Scombriformes, Scombridae. Gene Ontology annotation, cellular component: brush border membrane. The transcript has 13 exons. Gene Ontology annotation, molecular function: transmembrane transporter activity. The record is from RefSeq and is a predicted model, not a curated record. Gene Ontology annotation, biological process: transmembrane transport. Bases 163 to 1524 code for a protein of 453 amino acids.